AUGGUGGCCGACAAGUCGAGCCAUCUUAAGGGCACCUUCCAAAAGGCCCUAAAAGAUUCGGUCAAGGCGUUAAAGGAAGUUUUUGAGGAGCUCAGGACACACUCCGUGUCUGAUGAAACGCGACAAUUAGAGGCCGCAAAUAAGCGCCUCAAAGCGGAGCUAGCAGAUGUGCGUUGCGAGCUUCGCAAAAUUCGCGAGGACAUGGAACGGCUCCAAAUGCCGCGUUGGGACUCACCUCCCUCAAAGGCAAUAGACAGGGAGGCGCCGCAGCCCGCCGCUGCCCUCGGACGUCCCCAUGUGGACGACCUGAUCGGGGCAAUCACAGUUAAGGUGGGACGUAUCCUUGACGACAGACUCGGAGCCUUGGAGCGAGAUGGCAGGCUUCUGCCAAACAAAACAGGACAGACCCCACUGGCAGUAGACCGGGGACGACAGGCCGCGCAAACGGUCACACCGGGGAAAGCGGCAGGGGGCGAAAAGUCAAAGAAGAAGAGAAAGAAGGCGAAAUCACAGCCCACUGCUGUCGCUGGACCGUCGGCCCCAAGCGGUCAGCAGCCGCCACCCCCUGCACCUGGGUCCUCGGACCAGCAAUGGACUUCAGUGGUGAGUAGGAGCGCGAGGAGGAGGGCCGCUGCACAGUCGAAGACGCAGCCCCAGGCAAACACAAAAAGGAAGGCAGCGAACGAGAAGGCUCAGGCAAAGGCAAAGACACGUAGUAGAGGUCUUCGCCCGCCGCGAUCGGCAGCUGUGGUGCUGACGCUGCAACCGGAAGCGGAGGCAAACGGCGCAACGUAUGCCAAGGUGCUGGCCGUAGCAAAGGAGAAGGUCAAGCUAGCUGAUCUGGGCAUUUCCGAUUUGCGUUUUCGGCGGGCAGCCACUGGCGCACGGAUCCUGCAGCUGCCGGGUGUGAACAGCGGUGAGAAGGCCGAUAAGCUGGCAAGGGAGCUGGCGGAAAAACUGGGAGAGGAAGUCCGAGUGUCCAGGCCGACAAAGUGUGCGGAGUUGCGACUAUCCAACCUGGAUGACUCUGUGACGUCGGAGGAGGUAGUCGUCGCCGUCGCUCGAGCCGGGGAAUGUACUCAGGAUCAGGUCAAGGCAGGGGAAAUCCGCCGGGAUCACACUGGUCUUGGUACAGUCUGGGUACGCUGCCCGGUCACGGCGGCAAAGAAGGUGUCCGACGGUGGUCGUUUCCUGGUUGGAUGGUCUUCGGCACAGGUGAAGCUGCUGGAGCCCAGAAUAUUACGCUGCUACCGCUGCCUGGAGGUUGGGCAUGUCAGGGCGCAAUGCCAAGCGCAAAUAGAUCGCGGCAGUCUGUGCUACCGAUGUGGAAAGCCGGACCACAAGGCGGCACAAUGCUCGGCCGAGCCCCACUGUGCAGUGUGCGAGGCAUCGGGUAAGUCGGCAAGCCAUGCCCUGGGCUCCAAGGCGUGCACUGCCCGAGGACCGAGGAAGGAUAGGAAGACUCGCGAUGGCCCCCCGGCCCCUUCGCAGUCCUCCCAGCCGGCCGCAACAACACUCGCGGCCAGCAAUGCGUUGGGGGAAGCAAUGGCCGCUGAAUAA
Messenger RNA from Leguminivora glycinivorella, 1560 nucleotides. Its product is annotated as actin cytoskeleton-regulatory complex protein pan1-like. NCBI's taxonomy places the organism in Eukaryota, Metazoa, Arthropoda, Insecta, Lepidoptera, Tortricidae. The record is from RefSeq and is a predicted model, not a curated record. Gene Ontology annotation, molecular function: zinc ion binding; nucleic acid binding. The transcript has 2 exons. Bases 1 to 1560 code for a protein of 519 amino acids.